Molecule: messenger RNA, 4004 nt
Organism: Pararge aegeria (speckled wood butterfly)
Lineage: Eukaryota; Metazoa; Arthropoda; Insecta; Lepidoptera; Nymphalidae
Product: proteoglycan 4-like
Exons: 9
Coding region: 291-3686 (1131 amino acids)
Cellular component (GO): extracellular region
Molecular function (GO): chitin binding
Source: RefSeq, a predicted model, not a curated record
UCGCGGAUUCUCGUUCAUUACCCGCGAGUUACAGAAAAAAACUUUGGUAUUAAACCUUGUCGAUUAUAAAAAAGUGACAUAAUCUGUGCCGUGUUGACUUUUUCGUAUGAUUUCGUGUCAGACAGUUUUAGUGCAUUCAAAGACAUAUACCUUUUUACGUUUUCUAGAGACAAUUAUGUGAUGUGAAAGUGUGAACUAAGUGAAAUUUUAAAUGAACUGAAUUUUGGAUAUUAUCGUGUAUUUUUUUGGACAUUUUAGCUGAGAUACUGGAAAGGAGAAUUGGUUACACAAUGAAGCGAUCUCGGCACCGAUGGCUUGGCAUUGGAUUAUUUUGUGUAGCGCUCGCAAUUCUGACAGCGGAUGUGCCCACCACUUCCGCGGCUCGCGCCACGUCACUCAUCUUCGCCAAGAGUACCACCACCACUUCCACAGCAGCUCCUGAGGAGGAGCCCACGGGAUCAGAAGAUGAGACUCAGGUGGACCCCACAGCUGAAACAGCAGAUAACACAACCUCAAAAUACACAGGGAUACCCCAAAUCGACUACGUCCUCGACCCCAAUCUACCACGGGAGCUAAACGGUUACAACUUAUCAGAAUAUCCUUUCUUUGAGAGUGUACCUCCUCCGGAGACCAUGGACUUCAAAUGUGAUGGACUACACGACGGUUUCUAUGCUUCAGUUCCAAAUAAAUGUCAGGUCUACCACCACUGCCUCUUCGGCACCAGGUACGACUUCUUGUGCGCCAACUACACAGCCUUUGAUCAGAAGACCUUCAUCUGCCAGUUCGUAUCGGAGGUUGACUGCAAGAAUUCGCCUGAUUAUUUCCACAGAAACGAAGCCCUCUACAAGUCCGCGUCGACCGAAGCUCCGUCCACCACCAGCACCACCACGACCACCACCACUACUACCCCCCGUCCCCCGCGCCCCGGACGCCGUCGUCCCAAUCCCCGCUAUGACUACUACGACGAUGAUUAUUACUAUCCUAGGGAUGAUUACGAUUAUGAAGAGAGAGGCGGUAGAAGAAAUAGACCACGCGCUAGACCCGGCAAAAGAAGACCAGUCGACGAAUAUGAUGACAGAUACGAAGCUCGCCCAAGACCGCGCGAUGAACCUGAAGAAGACUACGAAGAUAGAAGACCGUACGAGAGACCAAGACCUGCUAAAAGACCAUAUGCAGAUAACAGAAGACCUUACGACGACGAAGAAAGAAGACCGUAUAAAAGUGGCAGAAGACCUGGUAGACGGGAUGAAGAAGAAGAUAGAUAUAGACCUGAUGAGGAGGAUGAAAGACCAAGGGGUGGUAAAAGAGGUGAGAUCAGACCACGGGAUAAGACCAGACCUCGAAAUGAAGACAAAACCAGAGACGAAGUAAGACCUAGAGACGAAAUAAGGGCAAGGGAUGAAAUCAAGCCAAGGGAUGAAAUUAAGCCUAGAGAUGAUAUUAGAUCUAGAGAUGAAAUUAGACCUAGAGAUGAAAUAAGACCCAGGGACGACACAAGAUCUAGAGAUGAAAUACGGCCUAGAGAUGAAAUUAGACCUAGAGACGAAAUUAGACCAAGAGACGAGAUCAGAUCUAGAGAUGAAAUUAGAUCCAGAGAUGAGGUAAUCCCUCGAGAUGAAAAAAGACCUAGAGAUGAAAUAAAACCGAGAGAUGAGUUUACAUCUAGAGAUGAACCAAAACCCAAAGAUGAAAUUAGACCACGUGAUGAAAGACGACCUUUUAGAGAUGAUACUACUUCACAAGACAGUUCUAGAUCAAGAGACCGUUUUCAACCAAAUGAAGGCAGAAGACUAUACGAUCGACCAUCGCGUGGUAGAGAUGACAGGCCAUUCUUAAAACCUGAGAGAAAUUAUGAGGGUGAAGAGAGAAAUCAGGAAGAGAAACGAGAGGUACCUUCAGCUCCUGAAGGGCAAUCGCUUGUGAAACCAAAUGGCCAUGGUAUUUUUAGCAAACCACGACCACCACCAAAAAUAAAAAGACCAGUUCCACUAAAUGAAAAAGAAAAAUAUAACUAUGUUCCUGUUAUUACAACAAAAGCACCACCGAAAGCUGAUGAUGAAUAUUAUGAAGACUAUGACGAAGAUGAUAAUCGAAAACCUAUGCCUUCUGCAAAGACAAGCACUGUUCAGCAACGGCCAAAAUUUGAACCAGUUGAAAAGGAAAAAUUUAAACCUACACGACCACAUUACGCUAGUACGUCUGAAAAGUUAAAAAAACCGAAGAAGCCUAUAGAUUAUGAUGAAGAAGAAUACUAUUAUGAACCACCGGCAAAAUCUCAAAAAUACACCCCAAAAGAGAAAAACGAACGACCAUUGAAGGCCAAAGACGAUGAUUAUUACUACGAUGAAAAAGAUAAAAUUACUGAGAAUCCCAAAAAGUUUUUAGAAGAAGAUGUGACAGUUAAACUAAAAGAAGUAAGACCAGGCGUCAAAGUUAUUAGACGGCCUUUUUUACCGUCUAGGGGUGGGAGUCCUUAUCUCCCAAGAGGACUGCAACCGGUAGCUGGAAAAAAUCUCCGUUUACCCCCUAACACCACCCCUAAACCUACCACCACUUCUACUACAACAACGACCACUACUUCUACUACAACAACUACUACUACAACUACACCUAAGCCUACUACACAAAAACCUACUACAACAGAGAGGAUCACUACAACCACAACAGAAAAGCCUACAACAACCGAAAGACUAACAACAACAGAACGCACUACAACAACAAUCGCUACAGAAAAACCUAGCACAACAGCUGUACCUGAGGAAGAAUACGAAUAUUAUGACGAAGAAGACAUAGAAUACGAAGCGAAAGAUAAAAAAGAGCCCACAGAAGAUACUCUUACAGAAAUUAAAGAGCCACCUACAACAACAGUUCUAACAACGACACUUGCUCGUGAAACCACAACAUAUGAUAGGGAACAAUUUCUGGAAGCAAUUAAAGAUAAACCAAGACUACCAGUCACUACAGAUGAAGCCCCCAGGAUAACAACCACAAAUGAGAGGUUGAGGCCUAUUUAUACUGAGAAACUCAGAACUAAUCUAGACAACGAAAAACCUAGAAACCCAAUAAGAAAUGAGGAGCAACCUAGAUAUUCUGAAUUAGAGGACAGGCCAAGAAAACCCUUAACAACAGACGAGAGAGCUAAAAAUCUAGCUACAAAAGUACUUAGAAACUUCAAUGAUAAUUAUGAAGCUAUCAAAGAGCAACUAGAAUCAACAUUAACGCCUGGUGAUUAUUUAAAACCUUACUUAAAUCAAUUACCUGCACCAUAUAGAGAAGUCAAGAGACCCGAAAUCAGACCAGAAAUUUCCAAAGGUUACACGGCCACUGGGAAACCAUUAAAAAUUCCAGAUAUAAAACAAAAUCUUGCUGAUUCGAUUGAAAACGAAUACGAUGUAAGAUUAAACGAGGCUUUGGCCCCAACACUGCCUGUGAGGAUUCCUAGUGGAUUUGUGAUCCCAUCAGAUAGGGAUUACACGUAUUCUAGAUAUAGAAACAAUCUACAUGCGGAACCUCAGUUCGCAGCAUCUGAGCAAAGCCAUUAUCAAGUAAGAAAACGCCCUCAGAUAUCUGGGGUUAGCAUACGAACGCCCACUUCCUAUUAUUUGCAACCUCAAAGGAUAGUCUAUGAAGAAAGUUUGACAAGACCGUCAAGACAAAUGUUGAGACAACUAGGAAACAUAUUUUAGGUUUAAGAUAUAGAUGAUGCGUCAACAAUAACGUAACUGCAAUUAAGUUUAUUGCUCAUUACUGUACAAUUAGUGCAGGAAUCGUGGACAGAACUAGCUGCAUUUUCGUGAAAAGCCAGGAAUUAAAUAUUUGUAUGUUUAAUUAAAUAUUUUAAAUAUUAUUAUGUUUAUUUUAUGAUUUAUAUUUGACUGCUGGACAAAGAUUUUUUAUAUAAAUCUUCACACUCCACGUUGGUUCAGCGACUCGUUUAAUUUUCUUCACCUAUUAGAAAGUAGAAAGGUAGACAAAUUUUGCGGCUGCUGCUGCAAUAUUAUAUA